This is a messenger RNA of Periophthalmus magnuspinnatus, 2945 nucleotides long. It is a transcript of the gene cab39l, whose product is annotated as calcium binding protein 39-like. The record is from RefSeq and is a predicted model, not a curated record. NCBI's taxonomy places the organism in Eukaryota, Metazoa, Chordata, Actinopteri, Gobiiformes, Gobiidae. The transcript has 9 exons. Bases 208 to 1212 code for a protein of 334 amino acids. Gene Ontology annotation, biological process: intracellular signal transduction. Gene Ontology annotation, molecular function: protein serine/threonine kinase activator activity.
GUCGUGUCUCCUCGUCUCCAACUUUAGGCACGGUUUGAGCGAUAUCUGAUGGACAUAAGCGCUCGUUUCUGUGCUGUUUCUUGUCGGUUUUUCACCCGAAUCUACCGCUCUUCUCUCACCCACUGACCCGGGCACCGACGAGCCGUGACGCCGAGUGGAGUGAGAAGCCCUCCCCGCUGUCCAGUGGUUUUAUUGUGAAGCUCCAAUAUGCCGCUGUUUGGAAAAUCCCACAAAAGUCCAAGCGAGAUCGUCAAGAUCCUGAAGGAAAAUCUCAACAUCCUGGUCAAGCAGGAGAAGAAGGCUGACAAGGCGUCAGAGGAGGUGUCCAAAUGUCUGGUGUCUAUGAAGGAGAUUCUGUAUGGCAGUAAUGAUAAAGAGCCUCACACUGAGACUGUGGCUCAGCUCGCCCAGGAGCUCUACACCAGCGGGCUACUCCUCAGCCUCGUGGAGCACCUGCAGCUCAUCGACUUUGAGGGUAAGAAGGACGUGUGUCAGAUCUUUAAUAACAUCCUGAGGAGACAGAUCGGUACCAGGAGCCCCACAGUUGAGUAUUUCUGCUCCCACAGUGAAGUACUCUUCAUCCUGCUGAGAGGAUAUGAGACUCCUCAGGUGGCUCUAAACUGUGGCAUCAUGCUGAGGGAGUGCAUUCGUCACGAGGCUUUGGCUAAAAUUGUGCUUCACUCUGAUGAAUUCCAUCGUUUCUUCCACUAUGUUGAGAUGUCCACAUUUGACAUCGCCUCGGACGCAUUCGCCACCUUCAAGGAUUUACUUACGAGACAUAAAGUUCUGGUGGCUGAAUUUCUUGAACAAAACUAUGACGCAGUUUUUGCAGAUUAUGAAAAGCUGCUUCAUUCUGAAAACUAUGUCACCAAACGCCAGUCUCUAAAGCUUUUGGGUGAGUUGUUGUUGGACCGACAUAACUUCACGGUGAUGACACGUUACAUCAGCAAAACAGAAAAUCUCAAACUCAUGAUGAACCUACUGCGAGACAAGAGCGCUAAUAUACAGUUUGAGGCUUUCCACGUCUUUAAGGUUUUCGUAGCAAACCCGAACAAGACCCAGCCGAUCGUGGACAUCCUCUUGAAGAAUCAAACCAAACUCAUCGACUUCCUGUCCAACUUCCAGAAAGACCGAACGGACGACGAACAGUUCAACGAUGAGAAAACCUAUUUAAUCAAACAGAUCCGUGACCUGAAGAAGCCCGCCUCCUAAAGCCGUUGCCAUAGGAACCGUAGACACAAACUAAAUCAGUCUAUUUAAAUAAGAAACUUGGGAGACUCUUAUUGUGAAGGUUCUCAAUCACUGAUCACUUCCUGUAUUUUUUUGUUUUGUUCAUCCAUCGCAUGUUUUUGAUUUGCUUAGCUUUGGAGGGCCAGCAAUUAAAAACAAACCAUUUCAACCAAUACCAUUUUUAGAAUUUUUAUUUUGAAGAGGCCUAAUAGUCUUGUAGUUUGAAAGUUGCAAAUUGCUAGAGCCAUGUUUUCAAAAAAAAUCUUUACAAAUUUGGUUAAAUUUCUGCCUCGUAAAUUUUAAAUUACUAUAAGAAAUAAGUUGCUCUAAAAAAAUGACAAAUUCACAAAUCGACAUUUAUUCAAAUCAAAAUUAAUAAAACUGUUACAAUUUUCCUACAGGAAUAUUUUUGCAAUUUGUGCAGAAAAUUCCAGGGGAAACUUGAAUCCCAAAUGUUUAUUAAAACAAGAUUAAAGAUUAGAUUAAAGAUUAAUUUUAUUCCUUAAAAAUGUCUGAUUAACACUUACAAAAUAUGAAUUUAACUCAAAAUUAUUUCAUUUUAUGAAUUUUAAACUGGUCUGAUUAUAUCCAGGUUGACAAAUAUGUUUAAAUUGUACAUCUCAGUCCUUAGAAAUAUCAGACAAAAUAAACACAAUUUAACUUUAACAUAAAAUUUUGAAAAUGUUCAGCAAAUGUCAACAUACUUUUUGACAAAUUCCUUGUAAAAUUUGCCAGGUUUAAGAAUACAUUUCCAAUUUUAAUUCUGCAUUCAUCUUUACUUAAAAGGGGUAUUAUGCAAAAAAAUUUUUUAGCUUUAUAACAUUCCUCAUCAACAACAGGUUUUGUCAUCCAUGCAUGUUUGAAUAUUUUAGCGAUCUCUCCUGGGCCCCAGUUGAGACCUCCUGACAGUUAGCAGUAUGAGCCUGUACAAGGCUCCGCCCACAAGCCAUGCUCCCACACCACAAUUCUUUAUAAAUAUACUAAAAUAUGAUGUCUGUGUAAUCUUUCAAUCGUUCAGGUAUGAUCCAUAGUAAGAGAAACAUUCAAAUCUGUCAACUGGACACAAAGUUGUAGGAGUGGCUGUUCAUCCAUUUGUGUCCAGCUGACAGAUUUGAUUUUUUUCUUUUACUACAAAAACAUCUUCACAAAGCUGAUGCGAUGUGCGGUAGCUUCAUUACCGGGAUGCACUCUCAUUGUGUUGUGAUUGCUCUUCGCACUAAAUCACUUCCACUUCAGAGCGCUAAGAGAAGGGGGAUGGAGGGAGCAUCAAAAACUUAUAAAACAAUCUUGUCUUUGAUGAAUAUAGCAUUUUCAAAACUAUAUAAGAAAACAUGGUGAUCUAAAUAUGUUAUGUGUUACAGUUAAUACCCCAUAAAAGUAAAAUACUCCCUCUUUAAAUACCCCUUAAAAAGGUAAGGUUUCAUCUUUAAUACCCCAUAGAAGUAAAAUACUCUUUACUACGGAGGAAGGAAGAAUUAUUUAAUAUGUUUAAAUAUUACAAUUUUUAAUAGCUGGUUCUCCUUGCUGACAGCUGAUAGCACUUUCUGUAAAAAUGAAGAAAAUUUUGCAAAUAAUUGUGUCUUUAAAAAUUUUUUUCUCAUGCUUUUAUUUUGAAAUGAGUGCAAUCCUUUGAGGCUUUUAUUGUUCUGGACAUCAUUUACUUAUCUUUUGCAUAUUGAUUAAGGAGAUCAAAGAGGUGCCUUUCAUUUUUCGAA